CAUAGUCACAUACAUAAUCAUUAGACACACUCCUUCCCAAACUUUCCAACUCUUACAAGCAUCAAAUACCACAAAUCUGAUGGGUUGCUUAACCUUAAAAGCUACAUCCUAUUUCACCUGUUCAACUGACACUUCCCUUCCUUCUCUACCCUUCAAGCCCCUCAAGCUACCUCCCUUCUGGCCAUGGCAAAAGCUCAAGGUGGGCCCUCUCAGUGUGUCUCCAAUGGGGUUUGGAACUUGGGCUUGGGGCAACCAGCUUCUCUGGGGCUACCAAGAAUCAAUGGACAGUGAGCUUCAACAGGUUUUCAAUCUUGCUGUCGAUAAUGGCAUCAACCUUUUUGACACGGCAGAUUCUUAUGGAACCGGAAGGUUGAAUGGCAAGAGUGAAAAGCUGCUUGGAAAGUUCAUUAGAGAAUUUCAAGGGCAAAAGCGGAAGGACAUUGUGAUUGCUACCAAGUUUGCAGCAUACCCUUGGCGCCUAACACCAGGCCAAUUUGUGAAUGCUUGCAAUGCCUCGCUAGAUCGGAUGCAGAUUGAACAAAUCGGAAUAGGACAGUUACAUUGGUCGACUGCAAAUUAUGCUCCUUUGCAGGAACGAGCUCUUUGGGAUGGUUUAGUUGCAAUGUAUGAUAAGGGUUUAGUUCAAGCUGUUGGGGUCAGCAACUAUGGACCUAAGCAGCUCCUAAAGAUUUAUGAGUACCUCAAAGCCAGAGGAGUCCCCUUGUGCUCAGCUCAGGUGCAAUUUUCUUUGUUAAGCGUUGGAGAAGAUCAGUUGGAGAUCAAGAAUAUAUGCGACUCUCUGGGUAUUCGCCUGAUUGCUUAUAGUCCUUUAGGACUUGGAAUGCUUACCGGGAAAUAUACACCCUCGAAUCUUCCAAGCGGCCCUAGGGGUUUCCUGUUCAAGCAAAUUCUUCCAGGACUGGAGCCUUUGUUGAAAUCACUUAAAGAAAUUGCGCAGAAACGGAACAAAACUAUACCACAAGUUGCCAUAAAUUGGUGCAUUUCAAAGGGAACCAUACCCAUACCAGGAGUCAAGACGGUGAAACAAGUAGAAGAAAAUUUGGGUGCUCUAGGUUGGCGCCUCAGUUCACAGGAGCUGCUUCAGUUAGAAUAUGCAGCACGCGAAUCACCCCAAAAGAUGAUCCAAAACAUUUUCCAAACAAGGUGAAUAACUUUGAUGUUUCUAAUGGUACUCAUCACUGAAUACAUCCCUGAACAGGUGAAUUUCGGACAGAAACGGGAAGCGCUUCUGCUAUUUGUUGGCAAACACGAGAAAGACACUUACAAUCAUACUUCCUUACUUGGUGGUUUGAGAAUUUCAUUUGUUCUAUAAGAUCUCAAUUAGUACAAGUGUUUGAUGUAAUGAUA
This is a messenger RNA of Rosa chinensis, 1368 nucleotides long. RefSeq names its product pyridoxal reductase, chloroplastic. The record is from RefSeq and is a predicted model, not a curated record. The coding region runs from base 80 to 1168 and encodes 362 amino acids. Gene Ontology annotation, cellular component: cytoplasm. NCBI's taxonomy places the organism in Eukaryota, Viridiplantae, Streptophyta, Magnoliopsida, Rosales, Rosaceae. The transcript is spliced from 7 exons.